AUGGGAUAUGAUUAUUGGCUGGUCCAUUUGACCUGGACACUUCCGCCCGCUGUUUUACUCACGGCGGCCUAUUGGCCGUUUUUCACAAGGCUCGAAGUUACCAAAAUCCUAAUUCUAAUAAACAUCGCCGUUCUCGCUACCAUACCGUGGGACUCGUAUCUGAUCCGCAAUCGCAUCUGGUCAUAUCCAGCCGAUGCAAUUCUUGGGCAUACAUUAUUUGACAUUCCGUUUGAGGAAAUUUUCUUCUUCAUCAUCCAGACAUACUGCACGAGCUUGCUUUAUGUCGUUCUCACUAAGCAUCUGGUCCUUCCGGCGUAUUUGCUGCCACGGAAGGGCAAUUUCACAAAAGCCAUUGGAACUGCAACAUUGAUGGUUGGAACUGCUAUGGGCAUUAUUUUCAUGUUGAGCAAGAGCCACUUGACAUACCUUGGCCUGAUCCUAGCAUGGGCGCUUCCUGUAUUGACUUUCCAAUGGCUCCUUUGCGGGAAUUUUCUCAUUUCCUUGCCAAAGAAACCUCUUCUUAUUUCCAUCUUGUUGCCGACCUUCUAUUUAUGGAUUGUUGACUUUUUCUCGCUGCAACGAGGCACAUGGGUGAUUGAACGUGGAACCAAGGUGGACAUUCGGUUUGGGGGAUCAUUGGAUCUAGAGGAGGCAGUCUUUUUUCUGAUCACCAAUGUUAUGGUCGUUUUCGGUCUGGUCACCGUGGAUCAUGCUCUUGCAAUCGCCGAGUAUGACACGGUCAUGUCCAAGCCGGCGGACAGCCGUCAACCCUCGGUCGCCCAGAUCUUCUGGUCUUAUAUGACCAGCCAGUCGAGGUCUUUCGAUGUUCGGUUUCUCGAGGGAUUGAACGCAGCCAUUGAGAAGUUGUCUCAAAAGAGUCAAAGCAUGUACUUGGGUAGCGCGAUGUUCCAGGACAGAUUACGCAUCGACCUGGUUCUCUUAUACUCUUUCUGUCGAGUUAUUGAUGAUUUGGUAGACGAAGCCCCAGAUCGUGAGACUGCGCAGGCGAACAUCAAAGAAGCAUCGCAAGUUUUGCAUUGGCGCUUCUCAACGAAGCGGCCCACCAAGCCUCUCUAUGACUAUCUGGAAGUCGAAAACAGUCCCGAGCAGCCAAGCUCUUUAUCUCCACUACUCUCCUCCAUUGCAUUGCUGCCAGUUUCUCGUCUCACCUUGACACCACUACUCGAACUUUUGACCGGAUUCGAAAUGGAUCUCGACUUCUCCAUCGAAAAGCAAGCGUUCCCGAUUGCGACUGAAUCAGAUUUACAAUUAUACGCCCAUCGUGUCGCGGGCACCGUCGCAUCUUCUCUCCUUGAGUUGGUAUUCAGCCACUAUGCAAUGGAUCAAACAAAAUAUGAUCGCGCUCAACAAGAGAGAAUCAUCAACUCCGGGCAUUGUAUGGGCCAGGCAUUACAAUAUGUCAACAUUGCACGUGAUAUCACGCGUGAUGCCGCGAUUAAUCGAGUCUAUAUUCCUACUUCCUGGUUGGCCGAAGAAGGACUCACGCCGACUGAUGUACUAGCAAGUCCGCAUGAUGACAGACUUGCCAUCUUUGAAGAUCGCAUGUUGCGAAAAGCGAACGAUGCCUAUGAACAGAGCGUGAGAGCAAUCGAUGAGCUCCCCAAGGAGGCUCGUGGUCCUAUUAAGACGACAAUUGAAAGCUACAUGAUGAUUGGGGAAAUGGUUCGCAGGAGACGGCAAGCUGGGAUCAAGGCGGAGGGAAAGUUGAAAGUCCCUUUGUGGCGGAGGCUCCGGCUUGCGUGGUGGGAGAUGAAUGCUAGUUAA
Molecule: messenger RNA, 1785 nt
Organism: Penicillium maclennaniae
Lineage: Eukaryota; Fungi; Ascomycota; Eurotiomycetes; Eurotiales; Aspergillaceae
Product: Bifunctional lycopene cyclase/phytoene synthase
Exons: 6
Coding region: 1-1785 (594 amino acids)
Biological process (GO): biosynthetic process
Molecular function (GO): intramolecular lyase activity; geranylgeranyl diphosphate synthase activity
Source: RefSeq, a predicted model, not a curated record